This is a messenger RNA of Mercurialis annua (annual mercury), 2534 nucleotides long. RefSeq names its product ATP-dependent DNA helicase Q-like 1. Gene Ontology annotation, molecular function: nucleic acid binding; ATP binding; four-way junction helicase activity. The coding region runs from base 183 to 2045 and encodes 620 amino acids. Gene Ontology annotation, biological process: double-strand break repair via homologous recombination. The transcript has 10 exons. The record is from RefSeq and is a predicted model, not a curated record. NCBI's taxonomy places the organism in Eukaryota, Viridiplantae, Streptophyta, Magnoliopsida, Malpighiales, Euphorbiaceae. Gene Ontology annotation, cellular component: chromosome; cytoplasm; nucleus.
UCAGAAUGACCCUUUGUUUUAUUCUAAAUCGCAGUUCUCAGAACGACGCCGCUUGAAUAGAAUAAUGUCGCCCCCCUUCCUGUCCGCGCAGAACAAAAGCGCGGGAGAAUUCUCCUUAAUUUUGCUCUGUACAAAUAAAUAAUUAUACUCCGAGUAACCACUAAAUCGAACCACCAAAAUCAAUGGCGAGAGGUCACGACCUCGAUUUAGAGAAAGCUCGACUCCUAAGCUUAGCACUCGAAUGCGGUUUCGACGAAGAAUCAGCCAAGAAAUGCUUAGACCGUUUAAUUUCUCUUUACGGCGACGACGGUAAAGAUUUUGUGACUGUGGAGUGUUGUGGAGAUGAUUAUCUUGCGGCAUUAGCUGAAUCUAUGCAAGAUAGUGAGGAUUGGGAUGAUGAUGAUAUCCAAGCUAUUGAAUCUGAAGCUUGUGGUGCUUUGAGUAGUUGUUAUAUGUUUGAUAAUGGUAAUGUUAAGGUUGAUAGUUGUGAUAAUAAUGAUAAUGAUAAUGAUAAUGUAAGAAGUUAUAUAAAUGUUAUUGAUGAUGAUGAUGAUGAACUUGAAAAUAAACAAAACUGGAUGGAUUUGGAUUCUGAUAGUGAUUCUGAAGAUCCUGAGUUUACUAUCGUGAAGGGGAAAGCUGCGGCUAGCUCGAGUAAAUGCUCCUCGAGAUCUACAGAAUGUAAGAGCAGUGUUACUCAAGGCUCUGCUUCAUUAAUUCCCAACAAAAAGAAGAAUCAUGGGAUACAAAAAGAUGGACAACUGACACUAAGUUAUGAAGAAUUGCAGGCUUUAGAUGAUUUUGAGUUGGCAAAUGUGGUUAUAUUUGGCAAUAUGGCAUUCCGUCCAUUGCAGCAUCAGAUUUGUAAACUGUCUUUGGCCAAGAAAGACUGUUUUGUUCUCAUGCCUACUGGAGGGGGUAAAAGUUUAUGUUACCAGCUUCCAGCAACCCUGAAACAAGGUGUUACAGUGGUUAUAUCUCCCUUGCUUUCCCUCAUCCAGGAUCAGAUCAUUACGCUCAAUCUCAAAUUUGGAAUACCGGCAACUUUUUUGAAUUCUCAACAAACAGCCCCCCAAGCUGCAGCUGUCCUUCAAGAGCUAAGGCAAGACAAACCAUCUUGUAAACUCUUGUAUGUGACUCCUGAAAGGAUUGCAGGAAAUCAAGCAUUUCUUGAAAUACUAAAGUGUUUACAUCGGAAGGGACAAUUGGCAGGAUUUGUUGUUGAUGAAGCACACUGUGUGAGUCAAUGGGGACAUGAUUUUCGUCCAGAUUAUAGAGCGUUAGGGUGUCUUAAACAGAAAUUUUCAGAUGUCCCACUGAUGGCUUUGACUGCAACAGCAACCCAGUCAGUUCGUGAGGACAUUUUAAAAGCCUUAAGAAUUCCGAAUGCUGCUGUACUAGAAACUAGCUUUGAUAGACCCAAUUUAAAGUACGAAGUGAUUGGAAAGACCAAGGAAUCACUAAAGCAGCUUGGACAGCUUCUAAAGGAACGUUUCAGGAAUCAAUGUGGAAUAGUCUACUGCCUUUCAAAAAAUGAAUGCUCUGAGGUGUCAAAUUUUUUGAAUGAAAAAUGCAAGAUUAAAACCGUAUAUUAUCAUGCCGGUCUGGCAGCUCGUCAAAGAGUUGAAGUUCAGAGGAAAUGGCACACUGGUGAAGUCCACAUUGUAUGUGCUACUAUUGCUUUUGGAAUGGGAAUAGAUAAACCAGAUGUUCGUUUUGUUAUCCACAAUACACUAUCCAAAUCAAUUGAAAGCUACUAUCAAGAAUCUGGAAGAGCCGGAAGAGAUAAUCUACCUGCUGCAUGCAUUGCUCUAUACCAAAAGAAAGACUUCAGUCGGGUUGUAUGCAUGUUAAGGAGCGGACAAGGAUAUAAAAGGGAUAGCUUUAAAACUGCAAUGGCUCAAGCUCAGAAAAUGCAACGCUACUGUGAACUCAAGGCUGAAUGUCGAAGACAAACGUUACUCGAACACUUUGGAGAGUCUUUUCAUCGAAAAGAUUGCAAAUAUGGCUCUAAUCCAUGUGAUAACUGUCUCAAGACUUCUUAAGUAGAAAAUGGCCAACUUCAAGACUGUGUAUGAGCCCACAUUCUGCCUCUUCUUUUGGGCGUAUACGCACAUGUAUGGGGAAUGCUUUCGACAUAGAUGGCGGUUUUGAAAGAAGAAAUGUGUUUCACACAUCCUAAUCAAAGGGAGGAUCAAACCCUACUCAGUUAUUAUCAGCUAAAGGUACUUCAGAACAAACCCAUUGCUUUGAUUUUGGACUUUCCUGUAACAUUUGCAACUAUUUCACAUGCUUAUUGUGCGGAUGCAUGUGGUAGAAUGUCUAGAGUGGGGUUGGGUUGGAGGCAAGAGACAUAUAGCUGAACACAAUACCUUGGGCCACAUUACCAAUUUUCUGUACGUAAAUUGCAUUUGCAUGAUUUAGUAAUUGAUUUUCUGGCUCUUGAAAGUUUUUCAAUUAGCUACUGAGAGGAUUAGAGACUUUUGUUUGAGGCCUGAGGUUAAUUGGUCCCUUGUUUUUUUUUCUCUGACCUA